This is a messenger RNA of Angiostrongylus costaricensis, 2637 nucleotides long. Lineage: Eukaryota; Metazoa; Nematoda; Chromadorea; Rhabditida; Metastrongylidae. The record is from the annotation of a GenBank genome assembly.
CAACGUCGUGUGGAUGUAGAAGAAGAGAUCGCUCGUUGUGCAGCUGACGAAGCCCUUCGAAACACAUUAUCAGCGAUAUCGAGCCGACUUGUUGAGCUUGUAAACGACGCAAAUCGCUUACUAUUAGACGCUGAAGGAGUGCCGUCACAAUACAGAUCAUCUGCUGAAGAGCUUAUUAAUAAGUGCAAUAAUGCAAUCGCAGUUUUACAUGACGCCCCAAAGAAUCAUCCAUCUGUGGAAGAUCUUAAUGUUGCACUUUUAUCUGCCGAAAACAUUAUUCCAAUUCUAGAAGAACGCGCUAACAACUGGGAUGAAUUUGUUCGAGUAAGGGACGAAGUGGACGGUGAAUUAAACAAAUUGAGGCAACCUCUUGAUGAAGUACUAACAAAAUCACGAAGAUCGAUCAAUGACGCAAUGAAUGACUUCGAUAGCAUAUCUGCAGAAAGGCAAAAAUCCAACAUACUCAAUGACAAAGUUCGAAUACUUCAAGAACUCUCAGAGCGUCUCGAUCCUCUGGAAAGCGCUUAUGCGGAUGUGCGGUUUAUUGAUGUCGAUGUGGAACAAACCGAUAAGCAGUAUGAAGAUGUGCUAAGUGAACUGUCAACGGAAAUCGAAGACGAGAAGCGAUUAUGUGAUUCUGUUGAUCACUUUAUUACUGAAAUGAAUUCGAUUUGCAACAUCUUGGCAGAGCAACCCACAAGGGAUUGUCUGGAGAAUAUCGAGCAAUUUCAAUUACCAGCAUUGCAAGCACAACUUUCAGUGCUACGAGAAAGACACAAUGAAGCGAAUAACACUCGCAAGCAUGUCGAUCCUGACACGUCGCGAUUGUCUGUCUUGAACGAUCGUAUGAGUUCACUUGAUGUAUCAAUGAAAGGCGCUAAAGCAUCUAUUGAAAUGAAUGAACAAGAAGAAUUGAUCGCAUUGUUGACAAUGAAAUUGUCCCAACUGACAACAGUUCCUAUUCGUGAAUUAACAGAGGAUUCAUUAGUGGACGUCGAAAAUCAACUCAACAAUCUUCGAACAGAUCACGCUGAUCAGUUGCGAAAGCAGAUCGAUCAGUUGAGAGAUUUGAAAAAGAAACAUGAUAACACCAUAGAGGAAGCGCUUGAACGCCUUACAAUGAUCGGAAAUGUAAUCGACACACUUCCAAGCUCAUACGAUAUUGAAACUCUGGAGAUGAAUCUUCAUCGCAUUCGUGAUGUUCGUAAAGCACUAGCCGAAUUAUCAUCGGAUGUGAUGGAUGAAGAGAAAAUCGCGGACAGUAUUGAAAACGCACGACAUAAAAUUGAUGAUUUAACGAAACGUAAUGAAGACGAUUUACAAAAAUUGUUACGUGAACGAGAUCUACGUAAUGAGACUAUCGAUUUAUUGGAUCAACUUGAAAAAGAUGUUUCAUAUUUGGAAGACGCACAACCGUUUUCCGUCACCUCAUCAAAUGAAUUGGUUGAUUUUAAAGAAGCAAAUAUACCAGGUUUAUUAGCGAAACUCGAUGCAAUCACUGAUGUUGUUAUCGAUUUAUUGCCGAAAAGGAAUGAUCUCUCGAAUCGAAUCGAAAGGAUUAGUCGAAUGUUAGACGAUCAGUUAGAUGAGAUGAUGAGAUUUGAGGAGAAGACGAUCAAAUUGCAAGAUAUUAUUAACGACUGUAAUGAUAAGUUGAAAAAUCGCAGUGAAGUACCGAUUCCAAUUGAGAAUAUCAUCAAAGAUGUUGAAGAUUUGUCAACAAUGCUAGCAACAAUUGACGCAAUUCCACAAGAAGAUCUUUCACGAAGAAAUCAACUGGCUCGUGACAUGAACAACGUUAAGGAGAAAGUGAAGGAGCAGCUGUCAACGUUACAAAGAACGUUAACUGAUGAGGAAAAUGCACGUGAAAGACAAAACGAGCUUCGAAAUAGGAUUUUGGCUGUUGGCGAUGGUCUACGUAGUGUUGACGUCGAAAAUCUGGAAAGUGCUCAAAAACUUGUUGAUUCACUUGAUGUUGAGCUGCAAGAAUUACGUGGAAUUGCUGAUAGUUGUCAGGAUUUUGCCAUGAGUUUGUCGCCAAUUGCUAGCCAUGAUGAUCUUGACAAAACACUUCCCGAGCAAAUUAAAUGCCUACAAAAGGAGUGUGAUGAAAAGAAGAAGGAUAUUGAACAGUUAAUACGACUGAAUAUGGUUACACCUGAAAUCCUUCAAAUAUCUGAAAGUGUACAACAACAAUCUGAUGAGAUGCCGCAUAACUUAAGCGAGCAACAAGCUGUGCUUGUCGAUCUUGAAAGUAAGAAGCAACGUCUCGAAGAUCUCUUGCAAACGAUUCCCGAUGGUGAUGCCAGCGAAGAAUUACGUCAGAGAAGUGCAUGGGAUUUAUCGAAAUUAAAGGAUCUGUUAAGAAAGCUUGGUGAUUCUGUUGGUGACAAGAUUGCAGCAUUAUCUGCUUUCAAUGCGGCUCGCAAGGAUACCGAAGAUCAACUGCUUCUCAUUACAAGCCCAGAAUCGACUGAGAAAACACCUGAGGAACUGAAAAAAGACGAAGAUGUACUAUGUCGACUACAGCAACGUAUUUCGGAGUUUGAUGGGUGUGCUCUAGAUGGCGAUCAACGGAAUGAGCAUGCUCAAUUACUUGAUCGUCUCAAUAAGACGCUUGCUGCUGUAAAGGUGUGA